Gossypium raimondii (Peruvian cotton) is the source of this 324-nucleotide messenger RNA. RefSeq lists its product as uncharacterized. Lineage: Eukaryota; Viridiplantae; Streptophyta; Magnoliopsida; Malvales; Malvaceae. Gene Ontology annotation, molecular function: nucleic acid binding. The coding region runs from base 1 to 324 and encodes 107 amino acids. The record is from RefSeq and is a predicted model, not a curated record. The transcript has a single exon.
AUGAGAUAUAGAGUUAAUCAUAGAAUGACUACUACUUAUCAUCCGCAAACCAGUGUACAAGCUGAAGUAUCGAAUCAACAAAUUAAGAACAUUCUUGAGAAGGUUGUAAACCCUUCGAGUAAAGAUUGGUCUUUCCAAUUCAAUGAUGCUUUAUGGGCAUUGCGGACAACAUAUAAAACUCCAUUAGCGAUGUCGCCGUAUCAAUUGGUUUUUGGGAAAGCAUGUCACUUUCCAGUUGAACUGGAACACAAAGCAAUAUGGGCAAUUAAGCAAGUGAACAUGGACUAUGAAGUGGCUGGAAAGAAAAGACUGUUGGAUCACUGA